This is a messenger RNA of Rasamsonia emersonii CBS 393.64, 294 nucleotides long. RefSeq lists its product as uncharacterized. Lineage: Eukaryota; Fungi; Ascomycota; Eurotiomycetes; Eurotiales; Trichocomaceae. Bases 1 to 294 code for a protein of 97 amino acids. The record is from RefSeq and is a predicted model, not a curated record. The transcript has 4 exons.
AUGCCUCCUAUGGUUGCCCACACCAUAGGGCAAAGUAAUACCACAUGGUCGUACCAGUACAGUCAACGAACCCUUAUGGUUACCUACGCCAGAUGGUUAGCUAUCCCUUAUGGUGGACAGGAUCACAUGUUUGCAGUAUUUUUAAGAAAAUUGUGGUGUACUAUGUGGCCAGCCGCCCCCUACGGUUGCCCAUAUCAUAGAACAAACUAUACCACAGGGUUUGCAGUAUUUCUGAAAAUUGUGGUCUACCAUACAGUUAACGAACCCUUAUGGCUACCCACGCCAUACGGUUAG